UCCUAAACCUGGCUCAAAACUACAAACUCAAACCUGAAAUCUUCCUAAGAACUACAGUUCCCUGUAGUCUCCUCUCCUAACUGCCAGUUCCUCCCUUCACAGUAGUUAUACUGAGUCAGAGACUGGUGGGUUUAUGAAACAGGUGCUUUAGUGUGGUGUGUGUGUGUGUGUGUGUGUGUGUGUGUGUGUGUGUGUGUGUUUAUGGUGUGUGUUCCUGCUCCCCUCCCUACACACACCUUAGCUCCACCUGCCUCAGCCUAGCGUCUGCCCUGUUGUUGCUCAGGGUCCGGUCUGUGUGUGAGAGUAGGCUGGCCUCUCUGCUCUCUGUACCCUGUUGUUGCUCAGGGUCCGGUCUGUGUGUGAGAGUAGGCUGGCCUCUCUGCUCUCUGUACCUGUCUCUCAGGGAGGCAUAGAUCUAGCAGGCACUCAGGAGCCAGGCUGUGGAACGGUGUGGAGGAAAGGAAAUAGGGUACCACAUCUGAUUGGAUGGUUUAGUCAGAAUGACAGCCGAAGAUCCCGCCUCCUCCUCUUCAGCCAUGAGUAAUAACCCCGCCAAUUCCGGUUCCAACCCCCCAGGCCCCUCCCAUCACUCCCCCCAUGGACCAAUCACAGUGCCCGAGGGUGUGGCCGGGGCCCCCAACGAGGCGGCCCUGGUGUCUCUGAUGGAGCGUACGGGGUACAGCAUGGUGCAGGAGAACGGCCAGAGGAAAUACGGCCCCCCGCCGGGCUGGGAUUCUGCCUCCCCGCCGCGGGGCUGUGAGAUCUUCGUGGGUAAAAUCCCCCGGGACGUCUAUGAGGACGAGCUGGUUCCGGUGUUCGAGUCAGUGGGUCAGAUCUACGAGAUGCGUCUGAUGAUGGACUUCGACGGGAAGAACCGCGGCUACGCCUUCGUCAUGUACACGCAGAAACACCAGGCCAAGCGCGCCGUGCGGGAGCUCAACAACUACGAGGUGCGCCCCGGCCGCCUCCUGGGGGUCUGUUGCUCUGUGGACAACUGUCGCCUCUUCAUCGGGGGCAUCCCCAAAACCAAGAAGCGAGAGGAGAUCCUGGAGGAGGUCUCCAAGGUGACGGAGGGCGUCCUAGACGUCAUAGUGUACGCCAGCGCAGCAGACAAGAUGAAGAACCGGGGCUUCGCCUUCGUGGAGUACGAGAGUCACCGCGCUGCGGCCAUGGCCCGCAGGAAGCUGAUGCCCGGCAGGAUCCAGCUGUGGGGGCACCAGAUCGCCGUGGACUGGGCGGAGCCAGAGAUAGACGUGGACGAGGACGUCAUGGAGACUGUGAAGAUUCUAUACGUCAGGAACCUGAUGAUGGAGACCAGCGAGGAGACACUACGACAGGUGUUUGGCCAGUGGAACCAGGGCUGCGUGGAACGUGUCAAGAAGAUCCGCGACUACGCCUUCGUCCACUUCUCAUCCCGUGACGAUGCGGUGGUUGCCAUGGACCACCUGAACGGGACGGAGGUGGAGGGGUCCUGCAUCGAGGUGACCCUGGCUAAGCCUGUUGACAAAGAGCAGUACACGCGCUACCAGAAGGCGUCUAAAGGGGGCGCUGCGGCAGCCGUGGCGGCUCCAGAACCAGCCCAGCAGAACUACGUGUACCAGUGCGACCCCUACACCCUCACCUACUAUGGGUACCCCUACAGCACGCUCAUCGGACCCAACAGGGACUACUUCAUCAAAGGAGGCCCAAUGAUACAGACCAAUGCAGGUGCUGUGCGAGGUCGUGGCCGUGCUGCGGCAGCUAGCCGUGCCCCUGGCCCCCGGGGGUCGUACCUGGGGGGUUACUCUGCUGGGCGGGGUAUCUACAGCCGGUACCAUGAAGGAAAGGCCAAGGGCCCCGACAACAAGGCCUACGAGCUGGUCCCUUCCAUGGAGCUGAAUGCCUCAGUCAACCCUCUGGGCAUCAAGCCUUGCACAAUGGGCCUGCAGGCUCUAUCAGGCCAGUACCCAGUGUUCUCCUCAGCCCAGGGAGCCAAGCUGAUGGAGGAAGGGAAGAUGCACCAUGCUGUGGAACACCUCAUGAACCCCUUGGCCCUGCAGCACGACCACACAGGCCAGAACGCACAGGCUGUUCUACCUGCUGUCUCCACACCGCCACCCUUCCAGGGUCGUCCCAUCACACCAGUGUACACCAUGACCCACAACAUGCAGCGUAUCCCCACGGCCAGCGGUCUGUACGGAGCAGGCUACAUGCCCAUCACAAACUACAACACUGCUGCCCUGGCAGCCCUGCAGAAGAACGCAGCCGUGGCGGCGGCGGCCGCAGCCUACGGAGGCUAUGCCUACACCAUGCCCCAGGCCUUCCCCGCCACCGCCUUCCAGGUGCCCAUCCACGACGUCUAUCAGACCUACUGACAACCAGAUGUCUGGUCCACAACGCCUGUUCAACCACCACUCAACGUUCAAACCACUUCUGCAUGGUGAUGUCAAGCAGAACUACAGACGAUCUGCAGAAGAGCCCCUCCCCAUUCAACUCAAUGUUUAAAAACGGCAACAUCUAUGCAACGUCCAUAAUGUCGGGGUAAACUAAUGGACCCCUACGCAAACUCUACUCAACGUCGGUUCAACAUAGCCCAACGUCUAGGCUACGUUAUGACGUGUGCCAAACCUUCAACGUUUAAACAACGUCUAUGCAAGACCUACUGGCUUCUUCCCCAGGUAUAUAUUGGUCCUAAUAAAUACUGGACCAGACUUUCCCAACAUACUCUAUAUCCCUUCAAAUUAACAUCUGGACCUGGAAGCCAAUUCCUCUGCUUUUUGUUCAUUCUUCCCCUCUAAUCAGGGACUGAUUUAGACCUGGGACACCAGUCAUUCUUCCCCACUAAUCAGGGACU
Molecule: messenger RNA, 2833 nt
Organism: Coregonus clupeaformis (lake whitefish)
Lineage: Eukaryota; Metazoa; Chordata; Actinopteri; Salmoniformes; Salmonidae
Gene: rbm47
Product: RNA binding motif protein 47
Exons: 7
Coding region: 501-2354 (617 amino acids)
Cellular component (GO): nucleus
Molecular function (GO): mRNA binding
Source: RefSeq, a predicted model, not a curated record